This is a messenger RNA of Musca vetustissima, 2837 nucleotides long. It is a transcript of the gene Scm, whose product is annotated as polycomb protein Scm. Lineage: Eukaryota; Metazoa; Arthropoda; Insecta; Diptera; Muscidae. The record is from RefSeq and is a predicted model, not a curated record. Gene Ontology annotation, cellular component: nucleus. The transcript is spliced from 7 exons. Gene Ontology annotation, molecular function: protein binding; zinc ion binding. Bases 117 to 2831 code for a protein of 904 amino acids. Gene Ontology annotation, biological process: regulation of DNA-templated transcription.
AAUUUUCACAGCAACAACAAUUGGCCCAUUAAAAGCCCCAGCCCCAAAAAAUCUUUGCCAACUUUUUUGUUCGUUCAUUAAAAACUUCAAUAUAAAAUCGCUCAGAGAUUACAAUUAUGUCCGGUGGUGGACAAGACUCCACUAGCAGUAGUAGCACUAAUGGCAGUGCAACUAAUGGGGUAUCAUCAUCAGCGGUAGCCACAACUCCCACAUCAACGGGACAAUCCAGUCUUAAUCAAAGAUCUCGUGGUCGACCGGCGAAACGGGCUACAUGUACAUGGUGUGGCGAAAGUAAACAACCAUUGCAAUAUGUUCUACCAACCCAAAAUGGUAAAAAGGAAUUCUGUUCGGAAACAUGUAUAGCGGAAUUUCGAAAGGCCUAUAGUAAGGGUGCCUGUUCGCAGUGUGACAACGUAAUACGCGAGGGAGCACCCAAUAAGGAAUUUUGUUCGCUGAUGUGCAUGAAUAAACACCAGAAGAAAAACGGUCCAACAAGAUCAUUGAGUAACGGUUCGCGCGGUGAUACACCGGGAGGCAAAUCGAUGGGUGGCGGUGGUUCUUGUACACCCACAGGACCCUUUCAGUACGAAAGUUUUCACGUAUUCGAUUGGGAUGCAUAUUUGAAGGAAACUGGCUCUGAGGCAGCACCUCCCGAAUGUUUUAAACAAGCGCUAAAUCCACCAGUUAAUGACUUUAAAAUUGGCAUGAAAUUAGAAGCUUUAGAUCCACGUAAUGUUACCUCAACCUGUAUAGCAACUGUUGUUGGUGUUCUCGGAUCACGUUUACGUUUACGCCUUGAUGGCAGCGACAGUCAAAAUGAUUUUUGGCGUUUGGUCGACUCGAACGAGAUUCAUGCCAUUGGCCAUUGUGAAAAGAACUUCGGCAUGUUGCAACCACCACUUGGGUUUCGCAUGAAUGCCUCCAGCUGGCCCGGCUAUCUAUGUAAAAUAUUGAAUAAUGCCAUGGUAGCACCGGAAGAGAUUUUCCAGCCAGAGCCAGCUGAUCCACCAGAAAAUCUCUUCCGUGUGGGCCAAAAGCUCGAGGCGGUCGACAAAAAGAAUCCACAAUUGAUUUGCUGUGCAACAGUUGAUGCGAUUAAAGACGACCAGAUCCAUGUGACAUUCGAUGGGUGGCGUGGAGCAUUCGACUAUUGGUGCAGCUACAAAUCUCGUGAUAUAUUUCCAGUUGGUUGGUGCGCCCGUAGUUGUCAUCCAAUGCAACCGCCGGGUCAUAAAUCACGCAUGGAUUCUAGUUCGAGUAAACAUCGCAGUCCACGCCAACGUUACACAGUUAUACAGGAAACGGAUUCAAUGGCUCCGGCCACACCGGUUACAGCACAUUUCCAUACCAAUUGUAAGGGUGGACCGUUUAUUAAUAGUGCAAAGCUACCGUCGAUGGUAACGGGGCCAACACAUCAAACUCUGGCAAAGUUAUGUCUUCAGGAGGUAUUGGCAGCCAGUACCGAUACACAACAAUUAUCCAAGCUAUUGUUUGCCUUGGAAGGUGAUGUUCAUAUUGUUACGGCCGCUGGAAAGAAUUUUACGGUAAAAAUUCCAUCACCUCUACGUAUGAGAGAUGACGAUAGUUUGGCACAAUUCAUUGAAACUCUAUGUACAACAUGCAGGGCAUGUCCAAAUCUAAUAUCACUAUCGCCAGAUACUGAGGAUUGUGAGAAAUGUUCGAAUUCCAAGAAACGUCCCUUGUCACAAACAUCGAAUGCCACAGGAACAGGAUCAGAUAGUUCGACACCAGUAAUUCCAGAGAAACGUAGUAAAACUCCCAGUAGCAGCGACAAGAUUACCAUUAAACAAGAAGUAGCCACGUCCACAACAACAGCUGCAAAUUCAUCGGUGGACAGUAGUGGCAAUCAUAAUAAUACAGGAAACAAGCAACGCAAAGGAGCCAUCCAAUAUAGUAGUGGCAAAAAUAGCGCUAGUAGUGGCAAUCGUAACUCCCUCGGCGGCAAUAGUGGCAAUAUCAGCAAUCAUAAUGAGACGACAACUACAAAUAGCAGUGUUGGUGUCCUACCAAAUAAUGCCCAUAUUAAGAUAGAACCGACAGUACCAGUGGCUGCAACGGCAGCAAGCACAAAUGGGGUUCAGCAAAAUGCAACACAAGCCCAAGCUUUGAGGCAAAUACGAAUACAUCAUCAUUCAAAUAGCACUAGCGCGACAGCAGCAUCAUCUUCCUCCACAUCAUCGCCAUCGUUGUCGUCAACAACAUCAUCCAGUGUAACACAUCGGGAGGAACAUAAAACACAACAGCAAACAACACAUCAACAUUCCCUAAACAAUUCGAAUUUCAAGUAUUUAGCACCGAUGGUAGCUGAAGUACAUCCCGAACAAUCAAAUUUAAUUGCUGCUGCCACGGCCACAGCUUCAACAACCUAUAAAUCUCCUUCCACACUAUCAUCUAGUGCUUCGUUACCUACAUCCGUAUCUACACCAUUCUGCGCCUCACAAUCCACAUCAUCAACGGUUGCAUCGGCGACCGCUGUCAUACCCUCAACAUGUGCAUAUGGUGGUACUGUCACUGUUCCAGUACACCAUAAUCCACACAAUACAAAUGGUACAAUGGGUGCUGCAUUACCUCCGUUACGUGCCCAACCGGGUGAUUGGUCAAUUGAAGAAGUUAUACAGUUUAUCGAGAGCAAUGAUAGUUCAUUGGCUGUUCACGGUGAUCUCUUCAGGAAACAUGAAAUUGAUGGCAAAGCCUUGUUAUUGUUAACCUCAGAAAUGAUGAUGAAAUAUAUGGGUCUCAAAUUAGGACCAGCCUUAAAAAUUUGCAAUUUAGUUAAUAAAGUGAAUGGUCGUCGCAACAUGUCCCUGUAAAUAAAA